AUGACACUCUUACUGCGACAUUUUCAUAUUAAAACUGAACCAAGCGGCGGAUACGAUGUGCUUCCACCUGAUCAUGAUCAAACACCGGCUGCCGAUUUGGCGAGAAUUAAGUUCUAUAGAAACUUAAUAGCUCACUCAAAAGACGGAACAAUUGAUGAAGAAUGUUAUGAGGAGGCGUGGAGACAUUUAUACAGUGUAGUAGACAGAUUAGGCGACGCUCAUUUAAAACAAGAUUGUGACCUAUUAGGACGAGUAGAUUUGAAUAUGGCAUACAAGUCCCUGUGCGAAGAACUUUCAAGAAAUAUAGAAACACUGAGAGAACAUGCAUCUGCACUAGAAUCUAGUCAAGACCAGCUGACCAGUGAUUUGAUAAAACAGGAAAAGAUUUCAAGAAUAAAUGAGAAUAUAAUUAAACAGUUAAUAGAAGAUAUCCAAAGUAAAAAUAAGGAAGCGGUAUGCAUUUUGGAAACACGUAUGAACAAUCUCAAAAUACAACUAGAUGGCAUGUUAGACCAUCUCAAUACCCAGCAAAGUGCUAUUCCAUGUUAUAUGAAAGCAAAAAUAGUGCGUCAGAUAAAAACAUGGAUUGAUGACGAGAAGAAGUAUGUUAUUAUCGAUGCUGAAAUGGAUGCGGUAGAUCUCCUAAAGAAGCAUUCUUUUUUGACAGUUGCUGGAAAUGCAGGUUGUGGGAAAACCGCUUUUAUAAGACAUUUAGCACUACAUUUUAUGGCACAAGGUUAUGAAGUAGUUCCAGUUAUAGAGCCAAAAUCUAUUGUAGAAUACCAUGAUGAAACUCGAAAACAAGUGUUUGUUUUGGAUGAUGUCUGUGGGGUUCAUACAGUAGAUCAACAGAAACGCGGGGCUUGGAAAGAAGGAUACAUGUUAUUCUUCACCAAAGAUGACAAUUUCAAUAAGUUGAUAUAUAAAAAAUUUAAUUCUGAUGUUCAACCGAUAGUUACCAAAUUAUUUCAGAAUAGAGUAGAGUUUCAGUGUCCUCUGUUUCCACUACAACAAACUAUUGGUGAUGAGAUUCAAGGUCGCAUGAAAGUACAGCCAACAUGUAUUGCAUUAGCAGCAAAACUUGGCCAUGAAUCCGUUGUUAAUCUGUUAUUACUAAACGGUUCUAAUCCAAAUAAAAUCAAUAUCCCAUCGAAUAAUGUUGCCAAAUUACGUACUGCUUUACCAGUAGUUUACGCAGCUAUGUAUGGGAGAUUAUCUAUUGUACGAAAUCUGCUCCAGAAUGGUGCCCAUAUUGAAUCCACUGGCCCAAUGGGGUGCACGUUAUUGAUAUUUGCGUCUAGUUAUGGUCAUUAUGACUUAGCCAAAUUCUUACUGGAUAAACAUGUUGAUAUAAAUGCUACAAACAUGUUUCAAAACACUGCUUUAUUGUAUGGAUCUAAAAAGGGACAUACUAAUAUUGUUAAUCUUCUUCUCGAAAAUGGUGCGUUAACAAAUACUGUAUGCAACAAAUCAUCAACGCCAUUGAUAGAAGCUGCCAGUGGGGGGCAUCUAGAAAUUGUUGAGAAAUUAUUGUCAUGUUUCUCAUCUGUAAAUGCUUGUGAUAAUAAAAACAUGAACGCUUUAACAAAAGCCGCCAAAAAUGGUCAUUACAUAAUUGUAGAAAGACUUAUUGAAAACCAAGCUGCUGUAAAUAUUCCAACACAUAAAAGUGAAACAGCGCUGAUGAUUGCCUGUAGAAAGGGACAUUCAAUGGUGGUUUCAAUUUUAAUAAAACAUAUGCAUGAAUGUUUAAAUAAUCGGUAUAUCAUCAUGGAAAAGGAUUGUUCCACACUUGAAAUUGAAACCCGUAUUGCUUUUUCACAAUUACCCUAUGGAUUUUUCUCCCCAUCAAUUGCUGAAGAAAGCGAGGAAAUGAAUCAAGCCUUGUUGGUUGCUUAUGAAAACAAACGUAUUGCUAUAAUGAAAUUCUUACUUGACAAUGGCGCAAAUGUACAAAUAGAACGUUGUACCUCUCUAUCUUUGUUAAAUGCGGCGGUAUCUAAGGGUGAAUAUGAAAUCGUAGACUUGCUUCUGAAAAAUGGAGCACAGGUACAAAAAAGAGCGAACUUUGGUAUUCCAUCUCUAACGCUUGCUUCAAAUAGAGGACACACAGACAUUGUAACCGUUUUGUUGAAAAACAAUGCAAAUAUAAACUCUAAAGCAGAUCGUCUAACAAUCCCUUUAACUUCUCAAGAGAACAUUUGGUUACAACAGAAACGGAACAAAUCAGAUUUAAAUAAUAUAGAGACCGACAAUGGCGGUACUGCCUUGAUCUAUGCAUCGCUUAAUGGUUCUUUGGAAUUGAUAAACUCCUUAUUACAGGACAAAAACAUCAAUAUAAACUCGCAGACAUACAUGGGAAGAACUGCUUUAAUGAUUGCGUGUGGGUCAGGCAGGGAGGAUGUCGUCGAAUUACUACUGCGGUACCACCCAGAGUUGAACAUACGAUCGAAACUAGGAGCAACUGCUCUUGAUAUUGCAUUUAUGAGCAAAAUGGAAAGCACAAAUAUAGUACGACGUUUAAUACAAAAUGGAGCUACCCGGAGUUCUCGAAGACAUGAUUUAAAAACUGAUAUGCAGAAUUAUAAUAAAUUAGAUAAAACUGAUUUAUCAUUUUUUGUGAAUAAUUCUGAUGUUAGUCGUUUAUGUGGUUUGUUGUACUGUGCAAUUAAGUUACAACUGCAGAAAUUAUAA
Mytilus trossulus (common blue mussel) is the source of this 2694-nucleotide messenger RNA. RefSeq names its product ankyrin-1-like. Gene Ontology annotation, cellular component: T-tubule. The record is from RefSeq and is a predicted model, not a curated record. Gene Ontology annotation, biological process: regulation of cardiac muscle contraction; protein localization to T-tubule. Gene Ontology annotation, molecular function: protein binding. NCBI's taxonomy places the organism in Eukaryota, Metazoa, Mollusca, Bivalvia, Mytilida, Mytilidae. The coding region runs from base 1 to 2694 and encodes 897 amino acids. The transcript has 5 exons.